Messenger RNA from Coregonus sp. 'balchen', 8157 nucleotides. The record is from the annotation of a GenBank genome assembly. Lineage: Eukaryota; Metazoa; Chordata; Actinopteri; Salmoniformes; Salmonidae.
UGUGAGGUGGGUUUCUAUAAGCCAGUAGCAGGUGAUGGGUUGUGUGGAAAGUGUCCUCUACAAAGCCACUCAGAGACCAGAGCUGCCCUCUCCUGCCCCUGUGACUCCAGCCAUUACAGAGCCCCCAUCGACCCCCUUGCUGCACCCUGCACACGUACGUCACACACACACACAGAACACCCAUACACAACAACCAUACAUGCUGCACCCUGCACCUAUCUCUCUGAAUGACCUGGGUGAAAUAGAAGCACAUUCCACUUUUUCAGGUGCUAGGCAGGAAAGAAAUACAUGAAAACUUGAAAUAUACACCUCUUUCUCUCUCUCCUCCCUUCUAAUUAUUCUCUUCCCUCUCUUUUUAUAUCUCUCCUCUCCUCAGGCCCCCCAACAGCUCCAGUAAACGUGAUAUCAUCAGUUAACGGGACGUCAGUGAAUCUGGAGUGGGGGCGACCGCUGGACUCUGGGGGUCGCAGUGACCUGCUGUACAGUGUGCUCUGUCAGAAGUGUUCUGGGGAGGGGGGACAGUGUGAGGACUGUACAGCAGGGAUGGGGACAACCGGUGGGGGAGGGGGGGUGGGAGGAGGGGGUGGAGGGACAGUGGAGCGCGCGGGUGUGGUACCGGUGCGGUUUGUUCCCCGGCGGAGCUCUCUGACCGAACCCUGGGUGACUGUUCUAAACCUGGUUGCCCACGCCAACUACACCUUCCGUAUCCUAGCGAUGAAUGCAGUGACUCACCUGAGCAACGAGCCGCUGCCCUUCUCCUCUGUCAACAUCACUACGAACCAGGCAGGUAGGGGAUACCUGUAUGGAUUUAUUACAUAACAUUUUAGGCAUGAAGGUUCAUUUACAUGUGAAUCAAAGAAAUACAGUUUACUUAGAAUUAAAAACGACAUCUCAACAGCUACAGUAGGUUACAUUAUCCUAUAUGAUCUCUAUUGGAUUGUAUUGCUGUGUACAAAUAGCGCUGCCCUGUCUGUUCUGGUUCUCUGUUCAUUUAUGUGUCUGUGUACUUCCUGUUUCUUGCUUCCUGUUCAGCCCCCUCCCAGGUAAUUGCGAUACGCCAAGAGAACGCAAGUCAGAAUAGUGUCACUCUGCUGUGGCACGAACCAGACCAGCCCAACGGAGUCAUACUGGAGUAUGACAUCAAAUACUACGAGAAGGUACAGUAGAUAAAUACUGUGUGUGUGUGGGGGCUGAUCUGGGCUGAUAGGUGAAAGUGACAGUGGCAGUGAGCGUGUGGGUAAGCCUGGAAGCGCCGGUGUGGUACCGGUGCUGUGUUGUUCUGCAUUAGUGUGGCUGCUGUGUUGGUGUCUUAAUCUGGCCAAACUCCUGGGGUUACUGCUAAGGUGGAUGUUAGUCAGAAAUGUAAACACAGCUUUGUAUAGACAGCCUUUUUCACAUCUCUCCUGUGCUCCCCCUUCCUCCCCUCCCCUCCCCUCCCCUCCUCUCCUCCUCCUUAACCCCUCCCCUCCACCAGGAUAAGGAGCAGCAGAGUUACUCCACCCUGAAGGCCAAGGGGACCACGGCCCGGGUGUCUGGCCUGAAGCCCGGUACCAGGUACAUCUUCCAGGUCCGGGCCAGAACCUCGGCAGGCUGCGGACGCUUCAGCCAGAACGUGGAGAUCCAGACCGGGAAAGCAAGUAAGAUAAUGAGAGAGGAGCACCAUGGAGCAGUGACCAUCAAUAAAACAAUAACAAAACACGAAGGUUUCAAAGUGCAUUGUUUUCUAUGGGUGCCAACUCACCUCACCCAACACCACCUAUCUGAGUGAUGCACAACCCACCUGGUCCCACCCAGCGAUGCACGACCCACCUGGUCCCACCCAGCAAUGCACAAGUAUUUGUACACAUUCCUAGUAACUAUAGAGAGGCUUGAUAAAAGUGUCUGUUGGUAGAUAUGUGGACUACUGUGUAAACCUGUCAGCCACAGGGGAGUUAGUGUAUGUUAACCCAGAUUAUACAGCAUGAUACUGGUUAAAGAGCCAUGAGUGUCGGUGGGACCAGGAAGUCUUCAGACAAUCCCUUAAUGUUAUUGAUCUGUGCUUUGUGUGAGGGUCACCCCUGUCAGGAAAUCUGCUGCUGAUCCAAGCCUCAAAGAGCACUGAACACACACACACACAUACACGCACGCUCACGCUCACACACACAGGUUCCGCAUUUUAACACACACACACUCACACACACUGUCUUUGUCUCUCUCUCUCUCUCUCUCUCUCUCUCUCUCUCUCUCUCUCUCUCAAUUUCACUCUCUCACACACAUUCUCACAAACACUGUCUCUCUCUCACUCUCCCACUCUCACACUAACUGUUUGUGUUGUUGUGUGUCCAGUUCCUCUGCGCUACGACACUAUGACCAUCAUCUGGAUCUGUAUGGUUCUGGUCUCUGGCCUGGUCACCUUCCUGGCCAUCGUCAUCUGCAGGAAACGGCAAGGCAACCCUUUCUUACACUACACCACUACCCGUGAUGUGGAUGAGUCCUCUCUGACUCUACGUCAUUCAUAUACGUAUGUGGGAUAUUUUUUUACACUACCUCAACGAGGGUUCAAGUAAAUGUUACCAUCGUCUCCAUAGGAUUAAUUUAUAGUAGGGUUAAUAUUUAUAUUAGUAUUUUUUGUUGUUCUUUAUCUGCCUGUGAUGUCCUAUACCCAUAUGCAUUGAAAUCCAUAGGAUCACCUCUAAACCCGAUAGGCUCUUAUGCUACGGUAACUGUUUCCAUGGUGUGUCUGUCUGCAACCUCAAAGCCCCACAGCACUGUGAUAUGUCCAUCAUACAGGAAACCAAGGAGAAAAUCUCUCUAACGUUGUUCCACUAAUGGUUUUAAUUAGUACAGAGUAGUUCUCACUCUAGAUUACAGCCUGCGUUUACAGUGGAAAGUCAAGUCAUCUCACAGAGUUUCUGCAUAGGUAAUGUUCAGACCCAGCUGAGUUUUGUAAUUCUAAACCAAGGGACCAGGGUUCCGGUCUAGAAGCACGGUUUCGACUGCUCCUACAGUUUUGCUUCUGUACUGCAGUUUAACUGACGCCCGGCCCAGAAAGAAAAUUUCCUAAUAAGGCACUUUAGUCAUCACCUUUGUGCACAAAACAUCCAUUGAAUUAUUCAAAUAAUAAUUGAGGCCAAUCUUUUUUUUUUUAUCACUCACAGCCGAAGAUACAGUAUUAACAUUUUAUAUUCAUCCAAUAUCUGCCAUAUUUGUGGAUGACGUAAUGACGUUGUCACUGCUCAUGCCGCUCCCUGUGCGCACUGAGUGCUAAUGCACAUGUGAUGUUGGUCCGUAUAAACCGGAUGCAACUCGGAUAUACAGUAGACGGUCCGUGAAUCGGCGUACGUGAACGUAAGUAGAUUACCUUAAAAACAACGGGCGGACAUUUUGGACACAGUCUCCAGUUCUUAUUAUACCUCAGUGUCCUAAACAGUGAGUUUAAUUAUAAUGGCGAUUCAUUUUGGUUAAGUAACAAUGCAAUUGUUUUUUACGUAUCCCUCUCCUUCAAUUCCCUCUUCUGAGGUCUACAACUCUUCCACAAAUAAUUAAUUCAUUGCGUUUAAUUAUUUCCAUCUUCAAUGCAUGUUAACGUUUUCAAGCCAAGCUCAUUUGGAAUGGGAAGCUAAAAAGAGUGGAAAACAGUGAGAAGUGUGUAUCCCCGUGUGACUCUAAACUAUUCUGAAGACUUACAUUUUUAAAAGGCCUUUUAGUGUGAAUGAACUGCUAUGAUGAGACUGAAGAGUUUUGACAGACAACGUGAUGCUCUAUAUAAACCACACAGCAGAGAAGACUUGGAAAUAGAAAGUAGAAUGCAGCAUCACAACAUAUCCCUACCAUUGUCCUACCCAUAGUGACAUUUAAAUGUUUCUGUGUGUUUGUGAUACAGACACUGUGGCUAUAGCAAGGCCUUCCAGGACUCUGAUGAGGAGAAGAUGCAUUACCAGAAUGGCCAUGGUGCGUUGUAUUAUUAUUACUAGUAUAUUAUUAUAUUUCUAUUAUUAUAUGUCUUCACUCCAGUGGUAAUAAUGUUCAUCCUCAGUGUACAUAGUUCACUUCCCUUUUCAUUCAGAUUUUUUCAGGUAGAAAUUCUCUCUCUCUGAGAGAUAUUUUCAAAGGUUAUGUGGGUUUUCAAGUUCACAUUUUUUUUUUUUUAUAUUCUCUCGCUCUUGCUCUCUCUCAUGUAGCAUAUUGUUUCUAUCCAGUGGUAUGUGACCAGAUGCUAAUGUUGUUUAUUUUAGUGUCAUUCCCCGACGCACGUUUCUACAUCGACCCACACACCUACGAGGACCCCUGCCAGGCCGUCCAUGAGUUUGCCAGAGAAAUUGAAGCUUCCAGGAUCAAACUGGAGAAAAUCAUUGGCUCAGGUAAACUGAAAAUCAUUGGCUGAGGUAAAUGCUGCGGUGUGCAGCGGAGAGGGAUGGCACGGUGGAAUCAGAGCGUUGCAUGGGGCUAUCAAUCAAACACACCGGGAAUACUAACAUCAUAUUGGCACAGCAGGACAUGGCAACACACAGGCGUCAUAAUCAGGUCUGUUAACAAUGACCUUUAGAAUGGUAGUUGUUGUUAAGACACAGAAGAGGAAAGGGGAAGACAUGUAAUGACGUGUUCUGGGACUUUUCAAAGCACAAAGGAGAAAUAUACCGUAUAUAUAUAUUUUUGUUUUUGUUCUAAUUAAUUUUUCAAUCAAAGGAUACAUCAGUCUAUAAUGUGGUCAGGGAGGCAUAUACUGUAUAUCAACCUGAAUUGUGUGUUUGUGUGUGUGUUUAUGUGUGUGUGUCUCCAGGUGAGUUUGGGGAGGUGUGUUACGGGCGGAUGCGUCUCCCAGGGAAGAGAGACAUUCCGGUGGCUCUGAAGACGCUGAAGGCAGGAUACAGUGACAAGCAGAGGAGGGAAUUCCUGGCCGAGGCAUCAAUCAUGGCCCAGUUUGACCACCCUAACAUCAUCCACCUGGAGGGAGUGGUCACACGCAGUAAGAUUCCAAUUGUUUUGAUUUGAUUCAACUCCAUUUUCAGUUUGGUGCAAUUCAAUUUAUUUUCAGCUAAAUUCAAUUAAAUGCAAUAAGUAAGUUACCUCGUGUAAAUUACUGUGGAAUAAUGCUUCCUGCCUCACUCCCUCCCCCUCACUCCCUUACUCCAGGUAAACCAGUCAUGAUCAUCACUGAGUACAUGGAGAAUGGAUCUCUGGACUCUUUCCUGAGGGUUUGUUGCUUUAAUGUUUUUAUAUAUACUGAACAAAAAUAUAAACACAACAUGUAAAGUGUUCGUCCCAUGUCUCAUGAGCUGAAAUGAAUUAUCCCAGAAAUUUUCUAUAUGCACAAAAAGCUUACUUCUCUAAAAUGUUAUGCACAAAUUUGUUUACAUCCCUGUUAGUGAGCAUUUCUCAUUUGCCAAGAUAAUCCAUCACCCUGACAGGUGUGGCAUAUCAAGAAGCUGAUUAAACGGCAUGAUCAUUACACAGGUGCACCUUGUGCUGGGGACAAUAAAAUGUGCAGUUUUGUCACACAACACAAUGCCACAGAGGUUUUGAGGGAGCAUGCAAUUGGCAUGCUGACUGCAGGAAUGUCCACCAGAGCUGUUGCCAGAGAAUUGUUGAAUGUUGUUUAGAAAAUUUGGCAGUACGUCCAACCAGCCUCACAAACGCAGUGUAUGGCGUCGUGUGGGCGAGAGUUUUGCUGAUGUCAACGUUUUGAACAGAGUGUCCCAUGGUGGCGGUGGGAUUAUGGUAUGGGCAGGCAUAAUCUACGGACAACGACCACAAUUGCAUUUUAUCGAUGGCAAUUUGAAUGCACAAAAAUACCGUGACGAAAUCCUGAGGUCCAUUGUGAGGACAAUUUUUUUUUUUAAGGUAUCUGUGACCAACAGAUGCAUAUCUGUAUUCCCAGUCAUGUGAAAUCCAUAGAUUAGGGCCUAAUUAAUUUAUUUCAAUUGAUUGAUUUCCUCAUACUCAGUAAAAUUUUGUAAUUGUUGCAUGUUGCGUUUAUAUUUUUGUUCAGUAUAUUUUCCUGUGAAGCACAUUGCAUUGCAUUCCAUGUCUGAAAUGUGCUGUAUAAAUAAAAUAAUGCUUGAUAUGGAUUUGUUCUCUUUUUCACAUACUUUCCCUCUUUCUAUCAGAUUCCCUCACUUACUUUCUCCUGUGAACACAUUUUUAAAUUGUUUUUGAAAGACUUGACAUCAGAAAUCUCAAUCAAUAUGCCUGUAACGAAUACUACAAUCUCUCUCUCCAUCUCAACCCCGUUCUACUCCUCUUUCCCCCUCCUCCUCUCAGAGACAUGAUGGUCAGUUCACUAUAAUCCAGUUGGUGGGCGUGCUGCGUGGCAUUGCGGCGGGUAUGACCUACCUGGCAGACCUGGGCUACAUCCACCGCGACCUGGCAGCUCGUAACAUCCUGGUCAACAGCAACCUGGUGUGUAAGGUGUCUGACUUUGGCCUGUCCAGAGUCCUGGAGGACGACCCCGACGCAGCAUACACCACCAGUGUGAGUUCACACUCUAAUGAUAGCUCAAUUCUAAAACUCUAAUAUGCACUAGGUUCUAAUACUGUUGUAGCCCUAGUUCUCUAGUUCAGGUUCUGUUUUCUAUUCCGUGGUGAAAUGCCAGUGUCGGCUCUAGUGUGGUGCUGUUCCUUUCAGGGUGGUAAGAUUCCGAUCCGCUGGACGGCGCCGGAGGCCAUCGCCUACAGGAAGUUCUCCUCAUCCAGUGACGUGUGGAGCUACGGUGUGGUCAUGUGGGAGGUCAUGUCAUACGGGGAGAGGCCAUACUGGAACCUCACCAACCGAGAUGUAAGUGGAGUGGACACACACACACACAAAAACACAUGUACUGUAUGUGUGUGUAAUGAUACCUGUGUGUGUGUGUGUGUGUGUGUGUGUGUAGGUGAUAAAGUCAGUAGAGGAGGGCUACAGGCUGCCUGCUCCAAUGAGUUGUCCAGGUGCUCUACACACUCUCAUGCUGGACUGCUGGCAGAAGGACCGCAACGAGAGGCCUCGCUUCUGCCAGAUUGUUACAGUUCUAGACAAGCUUAUCCGUAACCCGGAGAACCUUAAGACCAUGGACACACUGUGCAGGUGAGCAGACUGCUAGGCCACCAUCGCCUGGGCAAUACAGAUUGCUUGGGAGGCAUUGUCUGGACAACAGGUUGCAAAUCCACUCUCAGUUCAUCUGUCAAACAUGAGCUGUGGGAUAAAGUUACAGCCCAAAGUUUCCCUCAAACUUCCCCAGCUGAUGCGAGGGAGACGAGUUGCCUUAGGGGAGCAAGGAACGGCCGUGUUCGUUUUCCAAUAAGCUCAUCUCUGAUAGACGCGCUCUCUGUUAAAUAAGAGCCUGCCUGUGAUAUUGACAUUGAUCGUUUUGGGAAUCAGAGAGCAGAGAGAAUAACGGCUGAAGCUAGAGUUGGACCCGUGUUAAAUCGCUCCGUUCAGAUCCCGGGUCCCAGAUCCCUGGUGCAUGUCAGGGGGAAAAAUGGGAGAUGGAGGGAAGAAGGGGGUGUUAAGGAUUUCUCCCUGAAUUAAUCUAGCCAAACCAGCCAUCCUGCAAUCAGAGCAGCCACCUAUUCUCUAUCAUUUUAACUGCUAUUGAUUUUCUGCCUUAGCUGCUAGUGCAUUUCAAUACCUUUUGUUCAUCUCUCUCUUUCUUUAUGCCUACCCUCUCCCUUUUCUCUCGCUCUCUCUCUCGCCCCCAGGUUAGGCACACCUCCCAUGAUGGACAGAAGUAUCCCAGACUUCAGCAGCUGUAGUUCUGUGGAUGAGUGGCUGGAUACCAUCAAGAUGGGCCGAUACAAGGACCACUUUGCUGUAGGAGGCUACCUGACCUUGGGCCACGUCAUAGGCAUGAACCAAGGGUAAGGGGCCAGGCCACAGCUUCACAUUGACACCACACUACAGUCCUACUCUCACAACAUCACACUCUAAUCACAUUAUCCAAAUGGCAUGGAUGCAGUUGCCAUAAAGUGCUUAACAGUAACUUGGUCUGUCACAUAUCUGUCACACGUCUGUGUGUUUAUCAUAUCUGAUGUGUGUUAAUGCAUGUGAUCACUGAUGUGUGUGUGACUUUGUUCCAUCUCUGUGUCCUACAGGGAUAUCCACAGGCUGGGGGUGACACUGAUGGGCCACCAGAAGAAGAUCAUGACCAGUGUACAGCUAAUGCGUGUUCAGGUGCUCAACAGGAGUGUGCCCUCAGUGCACGUG